CAUUUGUGAAACCCCCACCGACGGAAAGGGGCCAGGACCCUCAGUUGACCGUUGGACUCCUCGCUCUUUAGAGCCGUUGCGGGGGCGGAGGCGCUUUUUUCGAAAACUCCCCCGACAACGGUCUCUCUCUCUUUCUCUUGCUAUCUAUGCUGAACGGGGAAGAGGGGAUCCCCUGAUCGGUCACCAAGUGGGUAUUUUCGAUUCGAUUCUGGUUUCUCAGACCGGCUACAAUGGAGGAAGCUCUGGAAUCCCGACAAACAGAAGUCCGAACCCAAAACGAUGAUGCUGAACCCUGUGAGAAGAAGAAGGGAGCGGCGCAUCGACGGCCCAGAGUGAGGGUGGUCAGUUCUAGGUUUAUGUCGCCCGUCGCUCCGGCUUCUUCAUCUUCUUCUUCCUCCACUUCCUUGGAUUGUCCUGGUUCUCUGAAGUGCCCAAUCCCGAGGCGUGCUCCUCCUCCCUCUUCUUGUUCAUCUUCUUCAUCGUCGUCUUCUCUUGGUACCAACCUCAGGGGUUCGCAAUCGGCGUUGAGAAGGCGGGCAAGUAACUCGUGCCCAAGCACUGAUGACGACGAGGGUGAGGGCGACGACACUGACGACGAUUGCGCGAGCUUGGACUCGACUCCUAUCAAGCCCGAUGGAGGAAGGAGCAUCAUCAGUCGUCCUCUCCGGCCAGCGAUAAAUCAACAGUUUAAUUUUCACCCGUCCCCCUUCGCGUCUGGUCUACAGCAGGGGAAGAGACGAGGAGCGAAGCAGUCGAAGGAAAUUGUGGAGCUAACUGAGAAUGUCGAUCCCCUGGACGGAAAUAGGAAAGUAAUGAACACCAUGAUUCCCAAGCGUUCAACUGUGGGCCGGACCCCGAAAACAACAUUCGUGUACAGCCAGAACCUUUUGAGACAUAACCCGCACGGAGGAGUGGUCUCCUCUGCUUCAACUACGGCUGCUGCUAGGCUGGUCCAAUCGAAUGGUCUAGUUCCUGGGAAGAAUGAAGCUCCUGGAUGUGGACUAAACGCCGAAACAGUUCGUGGGGGGUGCUCAAGUGACACCAUUAGCAGCCAAGCAAUCAUAUGCGACAGUCCUCCUCUUCCAGUUCAUGGCAGCAAUGCUGGCAAAGGUCGUGCAAUGCAUGGCUGCAGAUCUUCAAUGCCUGAGUCAGAUCUAUUGCCGACCAUGUCCAGAAAAACAUUAGUAGAAAUGAGUCGCAGCACCAGUGGAGAUCCCUUUGGUGAUCAGUAUCAUAAGUCGGUGGCACCUCUGUGCAGCCGAUCUCUGAAUUCAACUCUGUUAAGUUGUCAACAAUCUAUCUUCGCUGACAGCCCAAGCAAGUCAGUCUGCAAAUCUGUCACAGCGUCGAAGUGCUACCCGAGCCCCACCAAGACAAGUAGCACGUAUCUGCCACCACAUCCAUCAAAUGCCAAGAAUGUUGCUUCUGUUAUGAAACCAGCUGUUGAGCCAAUGAAGAGAGGAAAGAAGUUGUCUGGCCAUCAAGAAGAUGCUCAUCUUCUUCGCUUGCUUUACAAUCGCCAUCUUCAAUGGAGAUUUACAAAUGCAAAGGCAGAGGCUGCUAUGCAUGCACAAACCAUUUCCGCUGAGAGAUCGCUCCAUUGCUUGUGGGCGAAAAUUUCAGAAAUGCAGCAGUCUGUGUCCAGCAAACGUGCUGAAAUUGAGAGACUCAAAGCUUCCCGCAGGAUACGCAGCAUUCUUGAUGGACAAAUGCAACAUUUGGAAGCAUGGAGUGACCUGCGAGAGGAAUACCUAGCUUCUCUCUCAGAAGCGACAAAAGCUUUGCAGGACGCUACAGUCAGACUCCCUAUAGAUGGAGAUGUAAAGGUAGAUUGCAAAGCAAUCCAACAGGCUGUUAGUGUAGGAGCAGAUAACCUACAAGCUAUUUCUUGUUACGUGCAAAACUUCAUGCCAAUGGUGGAAGCAGCGAGUUCAAACGCAUCAGCACUGGCAUCCAUUGUAAACAGAGAAAAAGCAAUGGUUGAAGAUUGUGAAGCUCUACUGUCCAUGGCACAUGCCUUGCAGAUCCAAGAGUGCAGCUUGAGGAGUAACUUGGUUCAGCUAAGCAACCGAAGAAGCCAUUCAGGACAAGCAACACUUCAGGAAUAAAUAAUUCCAUCUCAUUCACCCAGCUGUAAUGCCAUCAAUAUUUGGCAUACAACUCAUUCGUAUGCGUUCAUCAAAUAAUGAUUCUGAGAUUGUUUUACUCCUGCCAAGCAAAAUUGCAUGAGAAUCUGAGAUAGCUUGAACGAAGUCUUUGUACAGAACAAUUUGAAUAAAGUUGAGAGAUUAUUGUUGAUUUUGUCAAAAUGCAUGGUUCAAAACAACAACAUUUUGAUAGAGCGAGUGCAGCUUGAGGAGUAACUUGGUUCAACUAAGCAACCGAAGCCAUUCAGGACAACCAAAGCUUCAACAAUAAACAAUUCCAUCUCAUUCAUCCAGCUGUAAUGCCAUCAAUAUUUGGCAUACAACUCAUUCGUAUGCGAUCAUCAAAUAAUGAUUCUGAGAUUGUUUUACUCCUGCCAAGCAAAAUUGCAUGAUAA
This is a messenger RNA of Nymphaea colorata (pocket water lily), 2542 nucleotides long. Its product is annotated as protein ENDOSPERM DEFECTIVE 1-like. Bases 231 to 2108 code for a protein of 625 amino acids. The record is from RefSeq and is a predicted model, not a curated record. Gene Ontology annotation, molecular function: microtubule binding. Gene Ontology annotation, biological process: centrosome cycle; spindle assembly. NCBI's taxonomy places the organism in Eukaryota, Viridiplantae, Streptophyta, Magnoliopsida, Nymphaeales, Nymphaeaceae. The transcript has 6 exons. Gene Ontology annotation, cellular component: centrosome; cytoplasm; nuclear microtubule.